This is a messenger RNA of Sinocyclocheilus grahami, 1921 nucleotides long. RefSeq names its product glypican 6b (gene gpc6b). The record is from RefSeq and is a predicted model, not a curated record. Gene Ontology annotation, biological process: regulation of signal transduction; regulation of protein localization to membrane; cell migration. Gene Ontology annotation, cellular component: plasma membrane; synapse; extracellular region. NCBI's taxonomy places the organism in Eukaryota, Metazoa, Chordata, Actinopteri, Cypriniformes, Cyprinidae. The coding region runs from base 84 to 1736 and encodes 550 amino acids. The transcript is spliced from 9 exons.
AAUAGAGAGGGACCGGCGCGUGCUUUCUCUUAGAUCAACUCCACGACAGCGGAUCAGAUCAACAGAUUUCACCGGAGCUCGUGAUGUUGGCUGUGCUUGCCGUUCUGUGUGCGCUCUUGGUUCCGUGCGUCCCGGUUGCGGCGGAUCUCCACGCGGUGAACUGCACCCAGGUGAAAGACGCCUUUACCGACCUGGGUUACGGUCCUGCAAAUGUUCCCACCGAGGAAACAGCAGGAGAGGACCUGCGGGUUUGCGUUCCUCAGAAAACCUGCUGUAAUGCAGAAAUGGAGGAGAAGUUCAGCCAGAGAAGCUCACGGGACUUUGAGAAGCUCAUGGACGACACGAGCGAAGAGCUGAGGGACGCGUUUAUGACCGGACAUAAAAGGUUUGAUGAUUUCUUCUUGGAGUUGCUGGAGAACACCGAGCGCUCUCUGAACGAGAUGUUUCUGCGCACGUACGGGAAGCCCUACUUGCAGAACGCCGAGGUCUUCCAGGGCCUGUUCGCCGAGCUGAAGAGAUACUACACAGGCGGCAACGUCAAUCUGGAGGAGAUGCUGAACGAUUUCUGGAUGCGUCUGCUGGAGCGCAUGUUCCAGCUCCUGAAUUCCCAGUACCUCAUCACCGAAGACUAUCUGGAAUGCAUCAGCAAGUACAUGGAGCAGCUUAAGCCCUUUGGAGACGUUCCCAAGAAGCUCAAGUCUCAGGUUACACGAGCGUUCAUCACCGCCCGCACCUUCGUCCAGGGCCUCAUGGUUGGACGGGAAGUGGCUAACAGGGUUUCCAAGGUCACCAUGAGCUCUGCGUGCGUCAGCGGCUUCACUAAAAUGCUCUACUGCUCGUACUGUCAGGGUUUGUUCACGCUGAAGCCCUGCAACAACUACUGUCUGAAUGUGAUGAAGGGCUGCCUGGCCAAUCAGGCCGAUCUGGACCCAGAAUGGAGCAAAUACAUCGAUGCCAUGCUGCUUGUGACCGAGCGUCUGGAGGGACCCUUCAACAUGGAGUCCGUCAUGGAGCCCAUAGAUGUGAAGAUAUCCGAAGCCAUCAUGAACAUGCAGGAAAACAGCAUGCAGCUCUCCUAUCAAGUUUUCCAAGGCUGUGGACAGCCGAAGCCUUCAGGAAUGAGCAGGUCGGCCCGCGGCGUCUCCGACACGUUCAGCGGCCGCUUCAGUCCCUACAACCCCGAGGAGCUUCCGACCGCCGCGGCUGCCACACGACUGGACCGCCUGGUGAUUGACGUCAAGGAGAAGCUGAAGAAGUUCAGGAAGUUCUGGACGUCACUUCCUGAGGCCUUCUGUCAGGAGGAACAUGUGGCGGCUGCAGAAAGCGCAGAGGACGACUGCUGGAAUGGUCGUGAAAAGAGCAGAUAUGUCCCUGAGGUUCUGAAAGACGGACUGACCAAUCAAGCGAAUAACCCGGAGGUGGGUGUGGACAUUUCCAGACCGGACACUCUGAUUCGACAGCAGCUCAUGGCUCUCAGGGUGAUGACCAACAAACUCAAGAAUGCAUAUGACGGCAAUGAUAUCUACUUUCAGGACUCGAAUGACGAGAGCAGCGGUUCUGGCAGCGGCAGCGGCUUCACUGAGACGAGCGUCACUGAAUCAGACUCCUUCAUCACUGACGCUCCCGUUCAGGAAGCAGAGAAAACAGAUGAAUCAUCUCCUGCUUCCAUCAUCCAGCCCAACCUACUGCUGCUGCUGGUCUUCACCGCGCUGGCCUUGAAAGAGCACUGGAGAUAGUGACCGCUGAGCUCCACACAGACUGCUUGUGUUUUAUAUCAGACUGGACCACUGAUCUCAGCCGUCUGAAGACUUUUGAGGCCAUUCUUCCUGAUUCAAAGAUCACAGAGCGGCAGGUUUUGCAUGAUGGAAGAUCUUCAAAAGGGUCGUAAGCAUUUCAGUAUAGUAGAUUAAAGAAGUAGUUC